This is a messenger RNA of Acipenser ruthenus (sterlet), 3372 nucleotides long. RefSeq names its product E3 SUMO-protein ligase ZBED1-like. The transcript has 3 exons. Gene Ontology annotation, molecular function: DNA binding; protein dimerization activity. NCBI's taxonomy places the organism in Eukaryota, Metazoa, Chordata, Actinopteri, Acipenseriformes, Acipenseridae. The coding region runs from base 70 to 2754 and encodes 894 amino acids. The record is from RefSeq and is a predicted model, not a curated record.
GACCUCUCUGUGCUUUACAAUGCUUCCCUAUGCUUUACCAGACCUCUCUGUGCUUUACAAUGCUUCCCUAUGCUUUACCAGACCUCUCUGUGCUUUACAAUGCUUCCCUAUGCUUUACCAGACCUCUCUGUGCUUUACAAUGCUUCCCAAUGCUUUACCAGACCUCUCUGUGCUUUACAAUGCUUCCCUAUGCUUUACCAGACCUCUCUGUGCUUUACAAUGCUUCCCUAUGCUUUACCAGACCUCUCUGUGCUUUACAAUGCUUCCCUGUGCUUUACCAGACCUCUCUGUGCUUUACAAUGCUUCCCUGUGCUUUCCCAUGGGGGUGUGUGUGUGUUUUUCAGGUAUGUUUCCUGUGCCUCUAAUGAAGAGGAGCACAACCUCACAGUGUUUCAGCUCCGCGGUCGGAUUUAUUACCGGGUCUCUCAGCCCAUCGAGGUGGGGAGUGAGCUGCUGGUGUGGAUCGGAGAGGAAUACGCUCGCAUACUGGGGCUCAACCUGGGCCAGCAUUUCAAAUACGAAUUCGGUGAGAAGGAGCUGCUGAUGAAACUCUUUCAAGACCUGCAAGUGAAGCCCCUCCCCCUUCCCCCUCCCCCUCUCGCCGCCGCCCCCAAAACCCAGCCCCCCCCCAGCAGCCCCCCCGACCACACCCCCAACCAGUACAGCAAAAUGGUUUCCACCAUCAUCCAAGCGCAGAAAGCCAGCUACCAAACCGGCAACGCCACUGAGGUCAACGCAACAGGGGGCAACGCGGGGUACCCCUUUUUAGAAGGCACCCAGAAUUUGGUCAGCCUGGGUCGAGCCCAGAGCCGGUACUGGACCUUUUUCGGGUUUCGGGGCGACUCGUACGGGCGGAUCAUGGACAAAACGAAGAUCAUCUGCAAGUUGUGUGCGGUCCUGCUGUCUUACAGCGGGAACACCACCAAUCUGCGACAGCAUCUGAUCUACAAGCACCGGGCUGAGUAUAACCAGCUCGUGGGGGCCCAAUCUGCCUUGCCCCCCCCUCCCAAAAAGCCCUCGGACCCCCCUCUCCCGCCCCCGGCCUCCGUCCCGAACGGGACGCCUCCCAAACCCGCGGGCUUGAACCGUGUGACCCGAGCAGUGGCAGAGUUUCUGGUGCGGGACCUCCUGCCUCCGGAGACGGUCCAAGGGGAGGGUUUCCUGCUGAUGAUGUCAGCGCUGGACCCCGCCUACCAGGUCCCCCGACCCCGCGGUCUCCUGCGAGAGGCGCACUCGCGCGCCCGCCUGGGGCAGCUCCGCGAUCUGGAGGCGGGUUCCGCGGGGGGGUGCGCCCUGAGCUUGGAUUUCUGGGAGCACCGAGAGGGCGGUUCUUACCUGACCCUGCUGGCUCACUUCGUGGACGACUCCUUCCGCUUCCACAACCUGGUCCUGUGCUCGCGCCCGUCCGGCCGCGGGGCCCGGCUCAGGGAGAGGGCCGGGGAGUGGGGGGUGGGGAGCCCCAGUUUCGUGGUGCACGGUUCUGGUGUGAGAGUCGCCCCGUUGUCGGUGUUGCCUGUCGGGUGGCGUGGGGUGCCCUGUGCGGGGCAGGUGUUCAGGGGGUGCGUGGAGGGGGUCCUGGCCCGGGAGGACGUCUCCAGGGCGAUGAGGAGGGCGAGGGUCAUGGCUCAGCGGCUGCUCUCGUCUCCCGUCGAAGCCGCGCGGUUCAGAGGGAGGGAGCCUUUCCUGAGGGGGAAGCUGAGGUCUCUCUCUCUCGAGGGCGCUCAGUGGCACAGCAUACAGGCUCUCGCUCAGUGCCUCUCGGAGCACCGGCUCCUGCUGUCCAGCCUGAGGGAGGUAGGGGGCGCCGGCGAGCAGCAGCAGAAGGAAGAGGAGGAGGAGGAGGAGGAGGAGGAGGGCUGUGGCUUGGAUUCCCAGGACUGGGACCUCCUGCGUGACCUGGGGGACGUCCUGAAGCCCCUGGCGGUCGCUUCGGCCACACUGGCAGCUGACCGCUUCUCCAGCCUGUCCCUGGUCAAGCCUCUGCUGACCAGCCUGGUCUACAAACACCUGGCCCCGGCCGACUCGGACUCCCAGUUCACCUCGGAGGUGAAAGCCUCUCUCCGGGAGGGGCUGGCCGGCUCCUACAGCGACCCCCAGGUCAACCAGACCCUGAACCUGGCCUGCGCCCUCGACCCCAGGUUCAGGGGGCUGGAUUUCCUCAGCCAGGCGGACCGAGUGGAGACCUUUCACCUCCUGAAGAGAGAGGCGUCCCAGCUGGCAGAGGGUCCGGACAGCGCAGCCCUGUCCUGCCCGAAGGAACGAGACGGGGGAGGAGAAAUCCGGGACAGGAGGUCGGAUACGGACGCCCCGCCGGCUCCGAAAAAAGCCAAGCCCUCCGGCUCCGGGAUCGAGUUUCUCCUCGGGGAUCUGUGCAGCGUCCGGAGCAGCUCGGCGGGCUCAGCGCGCCAGCAAGCCGAGCAGGAGAUCGGCAGUUUUCAGACCAGCGAGGCUUCCUCCCUCUGCCAGGAGCCUCUGAACUGGUGGAAAGUCCAUCGGUCCCAGUAUCCCUUGCUGGCCAGGGCGGCGAGGAAGUUCCUGGCCGUCCCAGCGACCGCCGUCCCAGCGGAUUGGGUGUUCACGGACAAAGGGGGCGGGGUCUACCGGAAGAGGGCGGGGCUGUCUCCAGAAGACGUCGACUUGAUGGUUUUCCUGCACGGCAACAAUUAUGUCGAAUUUCAUGGCGAUAGUAAUAAUAAUAAUAAUAAUAAUAAUAAUAAUACUGUUAAUAAUGUCAAUAGCACCAAGAAGGACUGAAAUGAACUUUUAAAAUCCAUUCUCUCGCCUCUUAUUAGCUUUAUUAACAGGAUCACUGGCCCCUCCCUUUAAAGGAGCGCUGACCAUCUUUAAAAUCCAUUCUCUCACCUCUUAUUAGCUUUAUUAACAGGAUCACUGGCCCCUCCCUUUAAAGGAGCGCUGACCAUAUUUAAAAUCCAUUCUCUCGCCUCUUAUUAGCUUUAUUAACAGGAUCACUGACCCCUCCCUUUAAAGGAGCGCUGACCAUCUUUAAAAUCCAUUCUCUCACCUCUUAUUAGCUUUAUUAACAGGAUCACUGGCCCCUCCCUUUAAAGGAGCGCUGACCAUCUUUAAAAUCCAUUCUCUCACCUCUUAUUAGCUUUAUUAACAGGAUCACCGGCCCCUCCCUUUAAAGGAGCACUGACCAUCUUUCAAAUCCAUUCUCUCACCUCUUAUUAGCUUUAUUAUCAGGAUCACUGGCCCCUCCCUUUAAAGGAGCGCUGACCAUCUUUAAAAUCCAUUCUCUCACCUCUUAUUAGCUUUAUUAACAGGAUCACUGGCCCCUCCCUUUAAAGGAGCGCUGACCAUCUUUAAAAUCCAUUCUCUCGCCUCUUAUUAGCUUUAUUAACACUGUUAAAU